Messenger RNA from Brassica oleracea var. oleracea, 1403 nucleotides. RefSeq names its product chitotriosidase-1-like. NCBI's taxonomy places the organism in Eukaryota, Viridiplantae, Streptophyta, Magnoliopsida, Brassicales, Brassicaceae. The transcript is spliced from 3 exons. The record is from RefSeq and is a predicted model, not a curated record. Gene Ontology annotation, molecular function: chitinase activity; chitin binding. Gene Ontology annotation, cellular component: extracellular region. The coding region runs from base 33 to 1175 and encodes 380 amino acids. Gene Ontology annotation, biological process: carbohydrate metabolic process; chitin catabolic process.
CCCAUUACUAUGUCUCCCACAGAAACUCAACAAUGUCUUCCACAAAACCCAUAUCACUCCUUGUCUCCAUCACUUUCUUCUUCUCUCUCCUCCUCAGUUCAUCCUCAGCCCAGUCCGUCGUCAAAGCUUCCUACUGGUUCCCAGGGAGUGAGUAUCCCGUCACCGACAUUGACUCAUCUCUCUUCACUCACCUCUUCUGCGCAUUCGCUGAUCUCAACGCUCAAACCAAUCAAGUCACCAUCGCCUCCGCGAGCCAACAGAAGUUCUCCACUUUCACUCAAACCGUCCAACGGCGAAACCCUUCUGUGAAAACCCUCUUGUCCAUCGGCGGUGGAGCCGCUGAUAAAACCGCGUUUGCGUCCAUGGCAAGUAACCCCACUUCUCGAAAAUCGUUCAUUGAUUCUUCGAUAAGACUUGCGAGAUCGAAUGGCUUCCACGGUCUUGACCUAGACUGGGAGUAUCCGAGCAGUGCUACGGAGAUGAGCAACUUCGGGACGCUGCUUCGAGAAUGGCGAUCAGCGGUUGUAGCAGAAGCUAGUAGCAGUGGUAGACAGCGUUUGCUUUUGGCGGCUGCGGUUUUCUACUCCAACAAUUACUAUUCGGUACUGUACCCGGUUCAAGCCGUUGCCGACAGUCUGGAUUGGGUUAAUCUUAUGGCCUAUGAUUUUUAUGGACCGGGUUGGUCUAAAGUAACCGGUCCACCUGCCGCUUUGUAUGACCCUUCAAACGCAGGUCCAAGUGGCGACGCUGGAGUAAGAUCAUGGACACAAGCUGGACUUCAAGCGAAGAAAGCAGUCUUGGGAUUUCCAUACUACGGCUACGCAUGGCGUCUCUCAAACGCAAACAGUCACAGCUACUACGCGCCUACAACCGGAGCUGCGAUAUCAGCGGACGGUUCUAUCGGAUACGGUCAGAUAAGGAAGUUCAUAGUUGAUAACAGAGCAACAACGGUUUAUAACUCCUCGGUGGUCGGAGAUUACUGUUACGCAGGGACGACUUGGAUUGGAUACGAUGAUAAUCAGAGUAUCGUGACGAAAGUUAGAUACGCUAAGCAGAGAGGUUUGCUUGGUUACUUCUCUUGGCAUGUUGGAGCUGACGAUAAUUCUGGUCUAUCUCGUGCAGCGUCACGUGCAUGGGAUGCUGCGGCAACCACCAGAACUAUACAGGAGUAUUAAGGCUCUCCACUGUUCCGACUACGGCAAGUGGCGAUAUUUUUCUCAGUGACUAUACAUUAUACAAACAAAUAAGCGUUUCUAUUUGCGUGUAUGUUGUCAAUGGAAAGGGAACAAUAAUAUCAAGAUAAUAAAAGCAAGAAGCAUAAGUUAUUAAUGCUUCUUUUAUAUAUUAAGCAGCAAAUAAAAACAAUUUUAAAUUAAAUCCAAUAAAAUUUGAUAUUAUAUUUU